GAAGUGCUGCCAAAUUUUCCACAGUGUUUGUGUGAGUGAUUUGUGUGACGCCUUUUCGACUUCAAAACUCGUUCUGCACUAUCGAAAUCAGGUAACUUAUGAACUUUUGUAGUUCUAGUUCUGGUAGUGAAUUUUAUUCGCCUCUCACCCUUUCUGAUUUAGAUUUAAGCCUUCUUAAAGAGGUUAGGGUUAAGAGUGAGAGUGAUAUUGAGCGUGAGUUAGAGUUUUUUGAAGAUCCUGACUACAUCCCUCCCCUUACUUCGUGCAGUGAAAGUUACAAGACUAAGGAGAUGUCUUUUGAGGAUACAUUGAGCAUUGGGGGGAGCGAGGAAGUAAGGAUGUUGGAGUAUAGUGAUGUGAACAUUGAGGGUGAAUCGUCUAGAUCUGAGCAGACAGAGGGAGGGGUAAAGAGAAAUGAGGUAGUUGAGGUGGGGGCAGAAGAGGUGCCUGUCAAUAUUUUGGAAGUGGGAGAUAAGAGGGAUAAGUGUUAUGAUAGUGGGGCAGACAUUGUGUCUGAGGCUGGCAGUAGGAAGGAGAAGGGGUGGUACUACUUUACACCUCGAUCAUCCAAUAAAGAGAAAAGAAACUUGUUUAGUGCAGGGCCUUCUUCCAUUAAGGGAUGGAAGGAAAAUUUUUUCUUUGUUGAUGACACCGAGUGGGAUAGGGGAGAUGCAGAAAUGGAGUCUCUAGCUACUUGGAAGGCUAAAAAGGCCAACCAGAAUAAAUACAGUUUAAAUAGGGAUGAGGAGGAAGAAAUAGAGAAGCUGGUGAGAAAAAAGGGUGACAUAGUAGAUAUCAUGUUUCUCACCAGUUCAGAUGCUAUAGAAGCGGAUGAGCUUUAUGGGCCGAGCGCACUAAGCGAAGCGGAAAUGAACAUGUUUCUCAAUGCUGUUGGUGGAGUGGCUAUCCCCAAAAAGCCAAAGAAGAAGUCCCAAACUUUGGGAAAGGCUAUGGCUAGGAAAGGAGAAGAAAAUCUGGAGAAGGGGCAGAUGUCAAGCACAGAACCCCGUGGUGCAGAGGAAGGGGAGCUAAGGUCCAAAAAGAAGAGGGAUGAAGCGGAUCAGGCUCAGAAAAGGAAGAGAGUGGAGGAGGAAGUCAAGGGGGACGAGGUAGUGGAGUUCGUACCUCGUCCUGCGCCUGUGGAGCUUGAUCCAGGCCUCAGAGAGACCAAGGUCCCUGCCCCUGGCAAGGGGAAGACUUUUGUGCCUGCGCCUUCUCUCCAGAACACCAUUUUUGGGAGCAAGAACUUCUCUGUGGCAAAGAACUUCAUCAACGCGUACAUUCCCGAGGUGGAUCGCCGUGAAGCGAAGGAAGAAGUCUUGCUGCAUGAAGGGAACACAAUUGUGAAGCAUGCUUUGGAGACUGCAACUUGGGUUAACGCGUUAGCCCAAGAAUUCCUAGAAUUGAUGAAGGAUCGCAACAGCCUGCAGAAGGCGAGGGAUGAGUUGUUGAAGAAAAACAGUGAGAUGAGGAGGGAACUGGAUAUCGUGGUGCCAACAAUGACAAGUCUGCAAGAGGAAAGAGAUACACUGAAGACGAUUCUCUCAUUCAAUGAGAAGAAAAGAAGAAUGUGUGAAGAAGAGAAUGAUGCUCAAGAAGAGGAAAUAAGGAGAAUGAGAGAAUCCGAGGUGGAAUUGAAAAAGAAUGUCCAACUGCUGGUCCACAACGGGAUGGAGGAGCACAUCGGCAACUUUAUCAACUUCAGUACGUUUGACAACAUUGUCAAUCUCUACCAACUGCCGACUGCGAUCCUCGCCUUCACUGAUUGCAGAAAAAAGGUCAAGGCUGAAUAUCCCAAGGUGGAUAUCACCAAGAUUACUUUUGGUGAACAAGAGGAAAGGGUGGAGGAGGACGGCGAAAGCCUGUCAGCAGAUUUCCGACCUCAAGUUAAGCUGAGGUGGGAUCAUGAUGCUGAAGGACGAGCUGUUUUUCCUCCCAACUUUGACUUCGAGUUCGUGGCAAUGGAGGAAGAGGAAGAAGAAGCUGAAGGGACUGAAGUUGAGAAAAGUCAGCCAUCUCCUCCUAUAGAGGUGCAUCCAGUUCCCUCCGAAAAAGAGUAGCCACCUCUCCCAGCAGAGCAGGAGCCACAGCAGCCAUCUUCGCCAGCGGAAUAGUUUAGGGAUUUUUCUGAUUUUGUAUUGUUAGAUUUAUGUUAGUGAACAAUUUUGUAAUGAAUUUUUAUUAAUUUA
Messenger RNA from Rubroshorea leprosula, 2189 nucleotides. The record is from the annotation of a GenBank genome assembly. NCBI's taxonomy places the organism in Eukaryota, Viridiplantae, Streptophyta, Magnoliopsida, Malvales, Dipterocarpaceae.